Messenger RNA from Spinacia oleracea (spinach), 921 nucleotides. RefSeq lists its product as uncharacterized. Bases 1 to 921 code for a protein of 306 amino acids. NCBI's taxonomy places the organism in Eukaryota, Viridiplantae, Streptophyta, Magnoliopsida, Caryophyllales, Amaranthaceae. The record is from RefSeq and is a predicted model, not a curated record. The transcript is spliced from 3 exons.
AUGUUGAAACUAAUUGCUUCCUAUAAUAAAGAUGUACAAAAAGUUGUGUUAGGAAAUGCUCCACAAAAUGCUCAAUAUAUAGCUCCGGACAUUCAAAAGCAAAUUUUACAAAUCUUUGCUCAAAAAGUGCAAAAUGAAAUUCGCAAGGAGAUUGGUGAUUCAAAAUUUUGUAUUAUUGUUGAUGAAUCUCGAGAUGUAUCAAAACGGGAACAAAUGGCUAUUGUUAUAAGAUUUGUUGAUGGAGGUCAAGGAUAUGAUGGAGCCAGUAAUAUGCGCGGGGAGUGGAAUGGUUUGCAAGCUUUGUUUAUAAAAGAUUGUCCAUAUGCAUACUACGUGUAUUGUCUAGCGCACCAACUGCAAUUGGCUCUUGUUGUUGCUGCAAGAGAAGUGUUUAAGGUUCAUGAAUUUUUCAAAGAUUUAAUAUUUAUUGUGAAUGUAGUCAGUUCUUCUUCUAAGCGUCAUGAUGAGUUACAAGAUAGACAAGUAACUGAGUUAGAACACUUGGUUGAAAUUGAGGAGGUUGAGACUGGUAAAGGGUUGAAUCAAAUUGGCACCUUGAAACGUCCUGGGGAUACUAGAUGGAGUUCUCAUUUCAAGUCCAUAUGUAGCGUUGUAAAGAUGUUCAAUGCUACUCAAUCUGUCCUUGAGAAAAUUGCUACUUAUCGUCAAGCCACUUGUUCUCAACGCGGAGAUGCCACUUAUGCUCUUAAAAAGUUAUUGGCUUUUGAUUUUUUAUUCAUUUUACACGUGAUGCAGGAACUUAUGGGAUAUACAGAUGCACUUUGUCGAGCUUUGCAACAUAAACCAAUAGACCUUUUAAAUUCUAUGGAUUUAGUUGCGAGCAUAAAAUCUUUAAUUCAGAAGUUAAGAGAUGAUGGAUGGGAAAAUCUUUUACAGAAAGAACUCAAUAGUCGUUUUUGA